AUGAUUGAGAAAACCGAUACUGCUCCCGAAAAAACCGAUGGCGAUGAAGCUCGUGCUGUGACCGAACGUUCGUCUGCGCCGCUGUGGACCCUGCGGGAGGAGAUCGAUGACCUGUUCGAGGACUUUUUCGCCGGAAACCGCUUCGGUCCGUUUCGCGGCCGGCGGUUCGGCUGGCCGCGCCAGCGUGCCGGAAGCGGGUUUUCCUGGGGCAUGCCGACCGUCGAUGUCAUAGACAAGCAAGACGCCGUCAAGAUUUGCGCGGAACUUCCCGGAAUGGCCGAGGAUGAUAUCGAUGUCCAUGUCACCGACAGCGCGCUGGUGCUGAGCGGCGAAAAAAAGGAGGAGCGCGAAGAAGGUGACAAGGAAGGCGAGCGAUAUCUUGCCGAACGCCGCUACGGCUCUUUCAGCCGGACCAUUGCCAUUCCCGAAGGCAUCGAUCACGACAAGAUCGAAGCCAAAUUCAAAAAUGGUGUGCUGACCGUGCAUCUUCCGAAAAGGCCUGAGGCUCAAAAACCGAGCAAGAAGAUCAAGGUCCGAGCCGACGCAUGA
Effrenium voratum is the source of this 549-nucleotide messenger RNA. Lineage: Eukaryota; Dinophyceae; Suessiales; Symbiodiniaceae. The record is from the annotation of a GenBank genome assembly.